Messenger RNA from Diabrotica balteata, 871 nucleotides. NCBI's taxonomy places the organism in Eukaryota, Metazoa, Arthropoda, Insecta, Coleoptera, Chrysomelidae. The record is from the annotation of a GenBank genome assembly.
UUGAAGGAUGGAGGGUACACGUAUGUUGCGGUUUCGGGUUUGUUUUAUAUUGCUGUGUAUUUGUGGUUUAACAUGUUGUGAAAUAAAAAAAUUUCCUCUUCUAAUGCCCAAUGUAUUCCCAUCAAGACCCGAAUUGUACAUAUGUACUCCAGUCCGAAUAGUGGACGACAAGGUUUUUAAUAUAGUGGGGUUUGAGCCCAAUGCCACGAUGAACGUUGCCCAUCAUAUGUUACUAUUUGGAUGCACUACACCGGGUUCUACCGAUGAACAAUGGGACUGUGGGGAAAUGGCGGCUACAGAAACAUAUGGCCCCUUGAAGAAAUCAACCCCUUGUUUAGAUGGAAAUCACGUACUAUAUGCCUGGGCGAGAGACGCCAAAACAUUAACUCUUCCACACGAUGUCGGAUUCCAAGUAGGCAAGGGAACUGAUAUACAAUAUCUGGUACUACAAGUCCAUUACACAAAGAAAUUUUCAGAGGGACAGACUGAUAAUUCUGGAUUGUUUCUAAUGUACACUGAAGAACCCCAGAGCAAAUUAGCGGGAGUGUUACUGUUGGGGGUAGGAGGAAUAAUUCCACCUAAAAGUCAAACUUACAUGGAAACAGCUUGCGAACUGAAUGAAAACAAAACCAUACAUCCGUUUGCCUACAGAACUCAUACACAUUCCCUAGGUAAAGUUGUUUCCGGCUAUAGAGUGACAAGAGACAGAGAUGGAUUCGAUCAUUGGUCUUUGCUAGGUAAAAGAGACCCACUCACACCUCAGAUGUUUUAUCCAGUGUUCGAUGAUACCCCCAUCAUGCAAGGAGACCGUUUGGCUGCUCGAUGUACAAUGGAUAGUUCGCAUAGAAACAGGUUUACCCAAGUUGGGUAA